AUGGUUAAAGAAGAGGAUCGGAGGAACUAUACCAAAAUACAUAACCUUCGUCACUUGAGUGACAUGUACAAACUUAUGCCUUUGAUCGACUGGUCACGUUUUUUCCUCGCCUUUGCUCCGCCUGCUUCUCAUGAAUACCUCAGAUCAGAUCCAGAAAUUCUCAUUGCAGAAGUUGACUAUUUGAGGAGGAUAAGCAAACUUUUGCAAUCAACGGACCCUCGCAUAGUAACAAACUAUGUUUUCAUGCGAUUUUCUUCAAAAUGGGAAGGAGAAAUGGGAGAAAAAUAUGAAGACAUCAAACAGGAACUCGAUAAGGUUGUGUUUGGACAACAGCAGAAAUUACCACGAUGGAAAUAUUGCACUCAACACACUAUGAAACAGAUGGAAUACGCCACUAGUGCGAUUUAUGUAAAAAAUGCAUUUGACCAGGCUUCGAAGAAUGUUACUUUGGAAUUGCUCGAUGACUUGCUUGGCAUAUUCCGAGACAUGCUUAGCACUAGUGAUUGGAUGGAUGAUCAAACUAGAGCUGCAGCUUUGGAAAAGGCAAACCAGAUGCUGCCCCUGAUUGCCUAUCCUGAUUUUAUUUUGGAUGACGAAAUGCUUGACCAGUACUACGACGGUCUGGAAGUGUACGAGAAUGAUUCAUACAGUGAGAUGCUUGAAAAAGUGGAACGAUGGAGAAUUGAUUCUUAUUUCAAAAGACUGACAAGACCUGUAGACCGUUCCGAGUUUCGCACAUUCGAUGGUACUGAUUUCAGCUCUGCCGUAGUGAACGCUUAUUAUACGUGGCCAACUAACGCUAUUAGCGUUCCUGCUGCCUAUCUCCAAGCUCCGCAUUUUCAUCAGACCUUUCCUAGAUCUUUAAAUUACGGAGGACUGGGAACAGUUCUUGGGCAUGAAAUUACGCAUGGUUUCGAUAAUCAAGGAAGUCAGCUUGACGCUGUUGGUAAUCUACGCGAGUGGUGGGACGCGGACGUAAAGAAAAAGUUUGAGGAUCGAGCUCAAUGCAUGAUCAGCCAAUACGGGAACAUAAAGGUUGGCAGGGUCCAUAGUAAUUGA
Molecule: messenger RNA, 1059 nt
Organism: Cylicostephanus goldi
Lineage: Eukaryota; Metazoa; Nematoda; Chromadorea; Rhabditida; Strongylidae
Source: the annotation of a GenBank genome assembly